AGGACCGGGUUGCGGCGGGCGGAACGGUGUCUCCUUCACUUCGCCCUCCAGCCGGGGUAGCUGCAGCCCGACCCUGAGCGAGCUCCGCAGCCCGAGCUGCGAGCGGAGCGGCGGUAGCAGCCCCUCUCCGGAGACCACCAGAUCACCCCUUCCUGUGGCCUCGCCAUGGCGACCUACGGGCAGAGCUGCGCGCGGCCAAUGUGUGUUCCUCCAUCCUAUGCUGACCUUGGCAAAGCUGCCAGAGAUAUUUUCAACAAAGGAUUUGGUUUUGGGCUGGUGAAACUGGAUGUGAAAACAAAGUCAUGCAGUGGUGUGGAAUUCUCAACGUCUGGUUCAUCUAAUACAGACACUGGUAAAGUUACUGGAACCUUGGAGACCAAAUAUAAAUGGUGUGAGUAUGGUCUGACUUUCACAGAAAAGUGGAACACCGAUAACACUCUGGGAACAGAAAUCGCAAUUGAAGACCAGAUCUGUCAAGGUUUGAAACUGACAUUUGAUACCACCUUUUCACCAAACACGGGAAAGAAAAGUGGUAAAAUCAAGUCUUCUUACAAGAGGGAGUGUAUAAACCUUGGUUGUGAUGUUGACUUUGAUUUUGCUGGACCUGCAAUCCAUGGUUCAGCCGUCUUUGGUUAUGAGGGCUGGCUUGCUGGCUACCAGAUGACUUUUGAUAGUGCCAAAUCAAAGCUGACAAGAAAUAACUUUGCAGUGGGCUACAGGACUGGGGACUUCCAACUACACACUAAUGUCAAUGACGGGACAGAAUUUGGAGGAUCAAUUUAUCAGAAAGUAUGUGAAGAUCUUGACACUUCAGUAAACCUUGCUUGGACAUCAGGUACCAACUGCACUCGCUUUGGCAUUGCAGCCAAAUAUCAGUUGGAUCCCACUGCUUCCAUUUCUGCAAAAGUCAACAACUCUAGUUUAAUUGGAGUGGGCUAUACUCAGACUCUGAGGCCUGGUGUCAAGCUUACACUGUCUGCCCUGGUAGAUGGGAAGAGCAUUAAUGCUGGAGGCCACAAAUUGGGCUUGCCCUGGAGUUGGAGGCUUAAUCCAGCUGAAAGAAACCUCUGGGAAUGGUUAUCAGAAGAUUUGGCCUUAAUAUAUUUCCAGUGUGACCAGCAGGCUUCCCCUCCUCCCUCCCCCAAGAAGGUGAUCAAAACAAAGGAUGAUCUGAACAAGAGCUGUAUUUUAAAUAUUUAGACAGUUACUUGUUAGCUGGUUUCUAGUUAAAUUGGUUAUCUAUCUAGUUACCAAUACUGCAGUCGUGCAGUCACCUAUACAUUAUUUAAAUGUAUUUAACUGUUAAAUGCGCUACCCACCAAUAAUGAAAUAGACCUUUAUGAAAACUG
This is a messenger RNA of Nyctereutes procyonoides (raccoon dog), 1349 nucleotides long. RefSeq names its product voltage dependent anion channel 2 (gene VDAC2). Lineage: Eukaryota; Metazoa; Chordata; Mammalia; Carnivora; Canidae. Gene Ontology annotation, molecular function: voltage-gated monoatomic anion channel activity. Gene Ontology annotation, biological process: monoatomic anion transmembrane transport. The record is from RefSeq and is a predicted model, not a curated record. Gene Ontology annotation, cellular component: mitochondrial outer membrane.